AUGAUCUCGACUCUGAUGGAAGCCGGCACAAAGACGUACUUCCAUCAUCGCGUCACCAUUAUCGAGACUCCACUACAGCUCCCCGGCGCCUCCAUCGUUGCAACUGGUGCGCUUCCUUUCCUGGAAACCGCUUCAAAAAAGUCGGAGGGCCUACGGCGCGCUUCGACAGCUUGCGUUGGGAGCAAAGCAAAAACCCCUCCUGUUGCUCACGUCAUAUCUACCACAGACCGCCAUACCUCUCAUCACUACGUGCUCUUCCUCGUCGUUCUCUCCCGCUUAAUGUUAGUCAAUCCGAUCAGAUUCGCAAAAAGCGUCGGAAGCCAUUGCAAGAACGGCAGGCGCACCAUUGGUUCAAUCCGCUUUCUCAGACUCACGCGUGAAGAGGCGGGAAGAGGAGGGGCGUAUAGAGCCAUCACGAACACAUUUGGACCGAAGAGCAAGCCAAUUAUAGCAAUUGAUGACUGCUAG
Messenger RNA from Trematosphaeria pertusa, 468 nucleotides. RefSeq lists its product as uncharacterized. Bases 1 to 468 code for a protein of 155 amino acids. NCBI's taxonomy places the organism in Eukaryota, Fungi, Ascomycota, Dothideomycetes, Pleosporales, Trematosphaeriaceae. The record is from RefSeq and is a predicted model, not a curated record. The transcript is spliced from 3 exons.